This is a messenger RNA of Eutrema salsugineum, 1108 nucleotides long. RefSeq names its product (+)-neomenthol dehydrogenase. The transcript has 5 exons. Gene Ontology annotation, molecular function: oxidoreductase activity, acting on the CH-OH group of donors, NAD or NADP as acceptor. The record is from RefSeq and is a predicted model, not a curated record. Bases 88 to 975 code for a protein of 295 amino acids. NCBI's taxonomy places the organism in Eukaryota, Viridiplantae, Streptophyta, Magnoliopsida, Brassicales, Brassicaceae. Gene Ontology annotation, cellular component: membrane.
AUAUAAAUUGAAAUAUAUUUUUAAUUGAAAUUAGAACCAUUACAAGACGAUAGCUCCGUUGACUUUUCUGUCAUUUCAUCUAAUUCAAUGGCAGAGUCAAGAGUUGCAGUAGUCACUGGCUCGAACAAAGGGAUUGGGUUUGAGAUCUGCAGGCAACUUGCUAAUAAUGGGAUAACUGUGAUACUAACAGCGAGAGAUGAGAAGAAGGGUCUUGAAGCUGUCGAAAAGCUCAAGGCAGAGAAUGGUUUUUCUGAUCAAGCCCUCGCCUUUCACCAACUUGAUGUCUCCAAUCCAGACAGCAUCGCUUCUCUUGCUGGUUUUAUAAAGACCCACUUCGGGAAACUCGAUAUCCUGGUUAAUAAUGCCGGAGUUGGAGGGGCAAAUGUGAAUGUCGAUGUUCUCAAAGCUCAAAUUGCCGAGGCUGGUGCACCCACCGAUAUUUCAAAGAUAAUGAGCGAUACAUAUGAGAUAGUGGAGGAGUGUAUUAAGACAAACUACUACGGGGUAAAGCGAAUGUGCCAGGCCAUGAUUCCUCUCCUUGAAUCAUCUCAUUCCCCAAGAAUCGUCAGCAUUGCUUCCACCAUGGGAAAGUUAGAGAAUGUGUCAAAUGAAUGGGCAAAAGGAGUGCUGAGUGAUGCUGAGAACCUAACGGAAGAGAAAAUAGAUCAAGUGAUCAAUGAGUACCUCAAGGAUUACAGAGAAGGUUCAUUACAAGUCAAAGGUUGGCCAACAGUAAUGUCUGGAUACAUACUAUCAAAAGCUGCAGUGAUAGCAUUGACACGAGUUUUGGGCAAGCAGAAGAAAUCAUUCAUCAUCAAUUGUGUUUGUCCUGGUUUCGUUAACACUGAAAUCAACUUCAACACUGGGAUUUUGAGCGUUGAAGAAGGUGCUGCGAGUCCUGUGAGACUUGCUUUGGUCCCUAAUGGACACCCAUCUGCUCUUUUCUUUGAUCGCACUGAUGUCUCCAACUUCUGACCUCCCUUUUUUUUUGUUUCCUUGUCUCUCCAACAAUUGGCACUAAAACACAACCCCAUCGUGUUUGAAUAAGCGUCCUGUAUUUUAACGCUUUUGGCAAAUGGGCCAUCAGAAAGGCCCAUUUAUGCUCGAA